AGGGAGGAUCUGGCCGGCGGCCCAACCUCCAGUCACGGAGCCGCGGCCGUGACUCUGCCCAGUGACGUGGGGCGGCCGAACUUUACGUAACCCACCCUGCACCCCACGCGUGCCCACACAGUGCACCUGGGGCGCGGGGGCCCAGGCUCGGGAAGGCGCUGCAGUCAUGGCAUCGCCCCAGAGGGGCGGCUGCCGCAGCCCACUCCCUAGUGCCCACCUCUGCAACCCAAUUACCACGAAUGGUCGUGAUACACAGUGUGUGGACAAGGCCCACUCGCCGUCCCGUGUCCCUUGUGACCUAGGGCUUUACCCUUGCCCGAGGUGGCAGGGCACUUGGGCCGGGCUAGGCGCUCAUUCCUAUGGGCAGCAAAGUGUUUGUGGAUGAAGGACCAGAGCCACUCCCCUACUCGGGCUGCUUGGAGCACUGGCCGCCACGGGCCACCACUUUUUUGCUGGUGAGGAAGCUGGGGUCUGGUGCGGCAAAGUGAAAAACCACAUCUGUAGAACCCAGGGCCGCCUGCAGGAACCGGGUUGGUCUGGGUGGUGUGACCCAUGCCUUAAGGCCAGGAGACUCCCAGAGACCAGCAUGCCAUGGGACGCCAGGCCAGGACGCAGUGCCAAUGGCGCGCCCGAGGGCGCGGGCUCAGCUCGUUUGCGGGUGCAGAAGCAGUGCAGGAAGUCGUCCUUCGCCUUUUACCAGGCAGUGCGCGACCUGCUGCCGGUGUGGCUACUCGAGGACAUGCGUGCCAGCGAGGCCUUCCACUGGGACGAGCGCGGGCGCGCCACCGCCUAUUCGCCGUCGGAGGCCCUGCUGUACGCGCUCGUGCACGACCACCAAGCCUAUGCUCACUACCUGCUGGCCACCUUCCCCCGGCGCGCCCUCGCUCCACCUAGUGCGGGUUUCCGCUGUUGCAACGCACCGGGACCGCACAUAGCUCUGGCGGUGCGCUACAACCGUGUGGGCAUCCUGCGGCGCAUCCUGCGAACUGUGCGGGAUUUCCCACUCGAAGAACGCAUGCGCCUUCUGGACCGACGUGGAUGCAGCCGUGUGGAGGGUGGUGGCACGUCGCUGCACGUGGCCUGUGAGCUUGCGCGCCCCGAGUGCCUCUUUCUGCUGCUUGGCCAUGGAGCUUCUCCAGGCCUGCGAGACGGUGGUGGCUUUACACCAUUGGAGCUGCUGCUGCGCCAGCUGGGCCGGGACGCCAGCUCAGUCCCUACUGCUGCUGAGGCCGCCUCUGCCACCGUCAACGCUGCCACCUCCAGCACCACACCGCCUGGGGAGCUAUGUCAGCGCCGCCUGCUGCUGCUUGACCUGCUGGCACUGUACACCACGGGGGGUGCUGCGGGCCCAGCUCGACGUGAGCUAUUGGGAGACCGGCUACGCUGGCAGAGGCUGCUGGGUGAGGACAAGUUCCAGUGGCUAGCAGGGCUGGCGCCACCCUCCCUCUUUGUGCGAGCUAUGCAGGUGCUGGUCACCACCAUCUCACCCGGCCGCUUCCCCGAGGCCUUGGAUGAGCUGCCUCUACCACCCUUUUUGCAGCCAUUGGACCUCACAGGCAAAACCUAGACUCAAGGGCACCCUUGGCAUAUUUGGGGACAGAAGUAUUUUUGAGAGUAUUGUACCCAGCACUUUACAUAUAUGGAUCUCUGACUGUA
Molecule: messenger RNA, 1656 nt
Organism: Microtus ochrogaster (prairie vole)
Lineage: Eukaryota; Metazoa; Chordata; Mammalia; Rodentia; Cricetidae
Gene: Ankrd9
Product: ankyrin repeat domain 9
Molecular function (GO): protein binding
Source: RefSeq, a predicted model, not a curated record